UGGGCGACGGGCACGUUGUCGGGACAGGAUCAUAAAGGGUGAAAUAAUGGAAAAAGGUGGAAAUCAAUACUCUGGUACUCGCUGAGACCACGAACGGCGCUCGUUGCGACAACGACGGCGAUCGCGGCCGUCGAUGACGACGACGAGGAGAGGAAAAGCGUGUGUGCAGCGAAAAACUGCAGGUGUGUGAUACCUCUUCUCGAGGAUCUAUUCGGUCUAUAUCGUCGAUUUUCUCCGUAGCGUACCAUUUGUCGCUGAUUAUGAUGCACGCAUUGAUUAUCAUGCUCUACUGCAUUCUACUCCUUUUGAUUGCUGUUGCUGCACGGUCGAAUAUUUAUUUGCCUUUAAUGAAGGAGGAGGAUUUAUGGACCGACAACUUUUUGCAAGAAUUGAUCGAUCAAGUGGGAAAUGAAUUUGUGAGUGCGCCCGAUUCGUACUUGGAAUAUCAGGAGGAAAAAGCUAAGGAAUUGCCCAUGGAAUUACCGGUCGAUUAUGAUAACAUGGACACUUUGAACCCGAAUCCAAGUAUACGAGAUCAGGAGUAUUUGCAGCACAGUACGCUCUGGAGUCACCAACGGUUCGACAAUAAUAAAAAUAAUAACGACAAGGGCUAUAAUAGACAUAGAAUUCAAUUUAGUUUGAAAGGACUCAAGGACGAGAAGACAGAAAAUCCUUUACCGGCUUACUGUACUCCUCCGAAUCCUUGUCCAGUUGGAUACACGAGUGAAAAUAAUUGCCUCACCAAUUUCGAAAACACGGCAGCGUUUAGCCGCGACUAUCAAAGCGCUCAGGACUGUAUGUGCGACACAGAACAUAUGUUAGAAUGCUCCAAUGAUUCUGGAAACAGUAACAGUUUAUCGAACAUGCAUAUUUCGAAUUCCGAUCUCAAUCAAAUUAUCGAACAGUUUCAGGAAGAAAAUCCGUUCUUUCAAGGAGAAAAAUUGCCCAUAGCUGCAAAAAAAGGUAUACACGUGAUCGAUUAAAGACUGCAAAAACGAACUCGAAAGAAAAUUGGGACAUGAACAUAAGAGUAUAUAAUACAAACUUCAUUGAUUAAAGUUUAAAUCAAUCGAGAAAAGGACUUUAGAUUCAGAUACUAUUAGAUGUAUAACUAGGCUCCGCCUAAUAAUAAUAAUAAUAAUAAUAAUAAUAAUAAUAAUAAUAAUAA
Molecule: messenger RNA, 1168 nt
Organism: Acromyrmex echinatior (Panamanian leafcutter ant)
Lineage: Eukaryota; Metazoa; Arthropoda; Insecta; Hymenoptera; Formicidae
Gene: 7B2
Product: Secretogranin_V domain-containing protein 7B2
Biological process (GO): regulation of hormone secretion; neuropeptide signaling pathway
Cellular component (GO): secretory granule
Molecular function (GO): enzyme regulator activity
Source: RefSeq, a predicted model, not a curated record